Messenger RNA from Mauremys mutica (yellowpond turtle), 1905 nucleotides. It is a transcript of the gene CD79A, whose product is annotated as CD79a molecule. The transcript has 5 exons. Gene Ontology annotation, molecular function: transmembrane signaling receptor activity. Bases 478 to 1305 code for a protein of 275 amino acids. Gene Ontology annotation, cellular component: external side of plasma membrane; B cell receptor complex; membrane. The record is from RefSeq and is a predicted model, not a curated record. Gene Ontology annotation, biological process: B cell receptor signaling pathway; B cell differentiation. NCBI's taxonomy places the organism in Eukaryota, Metazoa, Chordata, Testudines, Geoemydidae.
UCGGACGGGACCCUGGGGGGAGAACGGCCCCUUGGAGCCACGGGUCCCCGUCCCUGACCGUGUUAAAACCCUGAGUGGCCGUGUCUGCCCUGGUGAUGGUUGGGGGGCCGGGCUGUGGCCUGUGGGGUGCACACAGAUCCCUACUGGGCCGGAGAUUUCCCGCCCCACUCCCUGCAACGUGGGGCCCCUCGGCCGGCCCUGGGGACUGGAGAGCACCCCCCGAACGCCCCACCCCAGUCUCCCAGCCAAGCGUGAAAGCAGCCAGCAGCUGUUCAGCCUGCUCGGAGGCCGGAAGGCUGCAGGGGUGGGCAGGACCCUGGGGGGCGGGCGGGGCAGGCAGUGGGGCGCAUCUCCUGCUGAGGGGCACCGUGGAGAAAAGGCAGGACCCGGACGGAGGCUUUGCAAACGCAGAGCCGGCACAGCACACGGGGCUUCUCCUCCGCACCCUGGCACCAGGCGACGUGAACCCCGACCGCCAUGGAGAUGGGGCCAGUGUGGGUCUGUGUCCUGCUCCCACUCUGCCUCCUGCCCGGACACCUCUGCGGCGAGUUCACCACAAACAUGACAACGCCGUGCAGCGAGACCACCUGGAACGUGAGCACGGCCCCCCCGGCCCCCAGCACCCCUCGGCCCAGGCCCCCCGUGGUCAAGGUGCAGACCGGCCUGGCUGCCCCGCUCCUGGCGGAGAACAGCCUUGUGAAGGUGCAGGCCGGCCUCACCUCUGUGACUGUCCCUGAGGGGGGCCGGGUGACCCUGGAGUGCCGGUUCGAAGCCCCGUCCGGGGCCCGGGUCAGCUGGAGCCGAUCCUGCUCUCGGAACUGCAGCGAGCCCAUCCUGGUGGCCAACGGCACCGGCCCCCAGCGCAGCGUGGCCAUCACGGAGGACCCCGGCGUCUCCAUCCUCGCCUUCCACCCCGCCAGGAAGAGCGACAUCGGCCUGUAUUUCUGCCAGGUGUACACGGACGCGGCCUGGGGCCAGUCCUGCGGCACCUACCUGCGGGUCCGCAAACCCGUCCCGGUUCCCUUCCUGAACAUGCGGGAAUCCACCAAGAACCAGCUGAUCACCGCCGAGGGCAUCCUGCUCCUGUUCUGCGCCGUGGGGCCUGGCAUCUUCCUCCUCUUCAGGAGGUGGGAGAAUGAGCGGCUGCUGCAGGCCAAGAAGAACGAGUAUGAAGAGGAGAAUCUCUAUGAGGGCCUGAACCUGGACGAGUGCUCCAUGUACGAGGACAUUUCGCGGGGCCUGCAGGCCACCUACCAGGAUGUGGCCAACCUCCGCGUGCUCGACAUGCAGCUGGAGAAGCCGUGAGGGGGGCACCGGCCGUGACCCGGGGACCCCUUGGUGCCAGCUGGGUCCCUGGGUCUGGUCUCUCCACGGCGGUUUGCCCCAGGGGCUACGGGAGGCCUCUGCCGCAAGCCUGCGUCCCCCUGUUGGGAAGCGCGUGUCCGGGGAGCUGUGUAUAUACCGACCGUUACGCUCUCAGGGCCUGGGAGCCGGGCUGCUCGGCACAAGGGACGACCCACGUUCCUCUCAGGCAGGAGACGCUUAUUUACCUGUUGGGCUCAAUCUCACGUCAAUGGCUGCGCUCCACACUGAGCGAAGUGGCCGGGGAGGUCUCGGCAGAGCCCGCGGCAGUGGGAAGAGUGGAGCCAGGGCUGAGGGGGCCGAGAUCCACCCGGGGACCCUUCGCCAGGGCGCUUGUCUUACGAUGGGGUGGGGGGAGGGGGGCGCAGCCGGCUGAGUCGUUAAUUUGGGUGAGCUAAACUUCAUUAGCGCAGCAGCAGUCAGUUAACGCGGGUCUCUAGGCAGCGUGUUCUGAUUUCAUGUCACAUGCAGCCGUUUCCAGCUCUCUGCCUCUUGCUGUCACUCCAGCCUCUGGUCUCUGCUCAGUAAACGUGACCGUCUUCU